This is a messenger RNA of Schistosoma rodhaini, 9849 nucleotides long. NCBI's taxonomy places the organism in Eukaryota, Metazoa, Platyhelminthes, Trematoda, Strigeidida, Schistosomatidae. The record is from the annotation of a GenBank genome assembly.
UUUAGCGCCGGGUUAUGUGAAAUGGAACACCUCGUUACUUUUUGCUGCAGUCCGAUAUUCACAACAUCAUGUUUGAAGGAUUGGGAGAAGUUCGGCAGAAAGAAUUUUCUAACAAAGUGCAAAGAAGGUGGGGUGACUGCAUCUGUCAAAUUGUUCACGGAUUUGGUAUUGAAAUUGAUAAAUGGAGAAGGGAAAAUUGAUAUACUUGUCAAAUUAGUUCCUGAGCUAUUUAAAAUAUUUGGUGGUAAUGAAUCCUUUGAAUCCGACCUGUUAGACUCACUCUGGUUAAUUGACUCGUCAAUCGCUGAUAUUAAUUCUGAAUUAGUUCGAGAUCGUUUCUAUCGGUUAAUAGAAAUUCUUAGGAAUCAUGUGGAUCCUGCUUUGAUAAUGGAGAGGUUUUGUGAAGACACCUUGGAAAACCUGUCAUUCAUUCAGUCGAAACAACAGUUCCAAACGCGUUAUGUUCGUACUAAAACGCGUUUAUUUUUCAAACAACAAAAAUUUAAUUUGUUACGUGAAGAAAAUGAAGGCUACGCCAAACUGAUCACAGAAUUGUGUCAAAUAACGUCAACUGCGUCGAUGGAAGCCGUCAUGAUUCAGAUCCGGUCAUUAAUUGGUUAUUUUGAUUUGGAUCCAAAUCGUGUCCUGGACUUAAUAUUGGAUGUUUGUGAAUUCCGUGGUGAUAUGUACGAGGAAUUUGUUCAGUUGAUAAGACUUUACAAUCCUGAUAGAAUAGAUAUGACUAAUAUAUUGGGACACAAAUAUCAUUUUACACAAGAACCCGGUGUCAAUACGCCAGAGUCAUUGUAUAAAGUUUCAGCAUUUUUAAUUUGGAAAAAGCUAAUUGACCUGGAUGUAUUAUACGGACAUUUAACUCCAUCCGAUGCAGAUAUUCAGCAAUCUCAUAAUCGUCAAAUUAACUUGGCUAAAUCUUAUCGACCACAACCUCCUGCAAGUUUAUCUUAUUCAGCAACUACGGCGAUCAAUACCUCGUUAAAUACUGCAAUUAGUAAUGAUUUAAUUCGUGUUGAUGGUCUAUUAAGUCAGGAUUCUCAACUUGGUGGUGGUGCUAAUAGUGCUGUUUCUGGGACAUUGAUGACAAACGAUUGGAAUGGUCCGAGGACGUCAGGAGCGCUAAAUUCUCGCUCUGUAGACGAACUUAUGCAAUUGGAGGAGAAUUCCGAUGUAAAUUUGAGUAAAAUCAAUUCACAUGAUGUUGCUGAUGUUGGUAUGAUAGAUAUAAGUAUUGAUCAAGAUGGAUUGUAUGAAAAUAACCAAAAGUUAGAGUUAUGUGCUGCUAUGGUUCGUUUAGGCGAUUGGACAAAUGUUCAACGUCUGUUAGAACGGCUACCUGGUUAUUGGGCGACUACAUAUGAACCUUUAACACGAGACAUAUGCAAUUUGUUGCAUUGCUUAAUUGAACCUUUGUACAAUAAAGCUUGCCCUUUACCUGCCUGUUUACAACGUAACCGUUCUCGACCGAGAAUCGAAUCAUUCAAAGCACUAAAUACAUCUAUUAAUCUAGAUGGUAUUGAUGAGAAAUCGUCUGUUGAUUGUGAAAUAAAUGAAGUCAAUCGGACCAUUACAAAUAAUAAUAACAAUAAUAAUGAUUGUAUUCUCUUAUCACCUGUUCAUGAUUUUGUUGACCUUGCCAAGUAUGUAAUACCGAUAGCAAUUUAUUUGGGCCCACAUAUGUCGUAUGACUUAAUAUUAAUAGUGAAGUUUUGUCGUCUUGGUCAAAUAUAUCUCUCUGAACAACAACAAAACCUUCGGUCUGACAAGAUUGGAAUUGUUUAUCAAGGAUUUUUUAAUUUACUAGAUGAAGUACUACUUCCAUCGUUGAGUUUGGUUGAUGCUAAUUGUUGUUUAGCUGAAGAGAUUUGGCAAAUGCUACGAUUUAUGCCUUAUGAACAUCGAUAUCGGUUAUAUGGACAAUGGAAACAUUUCAACGUGCAAUCGGAACCUAGCCUAAUACGUCGACGGGCUCAAGUAAUAUGCUAUGCUAAGGCGAUUAUGAAACGAUUGAGCAAAGAAAAUGUUAAACCAAUGGGUAGACAUCUUGGAAAAUUGUCGCAUAGCAAUCCAGGCUUAUUAUUUGAUCACGUCCUUCAUACAGUUCAACUCUUUACAAAUCUUAUCAAUCCUGUUGUUGAAGCAUUGAAAUAUGUUAGCAGUUUAGGGUAUGAUAUGCUAACGUUUUGUAUUAUUGAAGCACUUGCCACAGAUCAAUCGAAGCUGGAAGAUUUGCAAUUGAGUCAAGGUUUACAAGCGUUGUCGUUGUUUACUGGAUUGUUGUGCAGAAAGUAUCAAUUCGAUUUGGCUGGUUUGUUACAAUAUGUACUGAACCAAUUGAAAGUUGGUAAAAGUUAUGAUUUGGCAAUAUUACGUGAAAUUCUCCAUCGUAUGUCUGGUAUCGAUAUAUCGGAAGAAAUGACCGAAGAACAGUUAGAAUCUAUGUCAGGUGGUGAAUUACUAUUACAAGAAGGUGGUUAUUAUGCACAGAUACGUAACACACGUCGUAAUGCUGGACGUCUUAAAGAUGCCUUGGUUGAACAUAACUUGAUUAUGCCAUUUAUUUUUUUAAUGGCUCAACAGCGUGACGCUGUUAUAUUUCUAGAUGAUCCAGAACGUCACUGUAAAUUAGCUGGGCGUCUAUAUGAUCAGUGUCAAGGUACACUUGUACAAUUCAUAACAUUUCUUAGUCUUCAAUUAACUCGUGAUGAAAUGCAAACACAGUGCUUAAAUAUUGACAGAAUGAUGGGUGAAUUUCAUGUUCCAGCUGAUACGGCUUUUUGUUUUCAUCGUAAUCUGUUUGAACAAAAAGUUGCUCGUUUAUUUGAAAGCAAAGAACAAGCAGAAAUUAUGAAAUCUAGUGAAAAAUCAAAGUCAUUCAGCAAGACAGUUUUCUCGGCUGCUUCUUUACAUGUUUGCAAUGAAAUAGCUGCAGCUAUACGUCCAUUAUAUCCAGCUCGUGUAUGGGAUGAAUUAGGCAUUGUGUUUUUUAUCACCUUUUGGAGUUUACAAUCAAGUGAUUUAGUUGUUCCCGAAUCAGCUUAUCAGCGCCAAAUACAACAACUGAAAGAGCAGAUUCAGCAAAUUGAUACAUCGGCUAGUGGAUGGAAUUCAACAAAAAAGAAACGUGAAAUAGAACGUUUGGAAAAUUUAAUUGAACGUCUAACCAAUGAACAAGCUGAACGGGAAGAACAUGUAGCACGUGUACGUGCUUGGCUUAUGACUGAACGUGAUAAUUGGUUUCAAACACGAUUAGCUACAAAAACUGAUACUAUUACACAAUUCUUACAAUUAUGUAUAUAUCCUAGAGUGUGUUUCACCGCAACUGAUGCUAUAUAUGCGGCACAAUUUAUGCAUGUUUUGCAUCAAUUAAAAACUGCACGAUUCUCUACAUUGAUUUGUUUGGAUCGAAUUUUCAAUGACAUAACGUUGCCUACCAGUAUGUGUACAGAAAAUGAAGCCCAUCGUUACGGUCGAUUUUUAUGUGCAGUCUUAGAACUUGUGAUGCGUUGGCAUGCCAGUGAAGAAGUAUUCAAUCAAGAAUGUGGCCAAUAUCCUGGUUUUGUUACUGUCUUCAGAAAGACAUAUCAAGGUUUGGAUGCUAAUACCAAACCAGACCAAUUACAAUAUGAGAACUAUCGUCAUGUUGUACAUAAAUGGCAUUACCGUAUUACAAAAGCAAUUGUUGCUUGUCUGGAAUCUGGUAAUUAUGUUCAAAUUCGCAAUGCAUUGAUUGUAUUAACACGAAUUCUACCUCAAUAUCCGAAAAUCACACAGUUCGGAAGUGCUGUUGAACGACGUGUAAAUAAAUUAAAAGAUGAAGAGAAAGAUCGACGUCCUGAUUUAAAGGCUUUAGCAUUCAGUUACGCUGGCCUAAUGCGUCCACGUAAGGUUAAAUGGGUUAGUGAGGAAGAAUUUCAUUUGAAAGAAACUAAACCAAUUCGUUCAGAGACAAAUACAAAUUAUUCGAGUAAUCAUCAAAGCAUCAACAGUAGUGGUACCACUAAUCGUACUGUAUCGAAUCCUGACAAUAAUUCGGGAACUACUGUCAACUCAACUAGUUACAGUCAUAAUCCACGUGGACAUUCCGGUUCAAAUCAAUUAACUAGUUUUUCGAAUCCACCUUCAAAUGUAAAUAGCACUGGUGGUGGUAUCACCAAUACUAGUACUAGUAGUAGUGGAGGUAACAAUACAACUUUCGUUACUAGCAUCAGUAAUUCAUCUAGUAGUUCUGCGACACAUGAACCUCCACAUACUUCAGUGUCUGUUCGACGUACUUCAAUACAACAACCGCCAUCGAAUCAAACUGGUAAAAUCUCAUCCAACUCAACUGUGACGCCAAGCGGUAGUGUUCUGGAAACACGGUCACGGCCUCAAACAGUGAAUACGUCUAUUACAGCGGUAGAGUCUUCGAAAUGCAAUCCUUCUGGUCAACCAUCCGGGUCUGUGUCACUGUCUACGGUAACAGCUGUAAGCAAUUCUAGUAGUUCGAAUAAUUUGAGCAAUAAUUCACCUUCCAUUCCAACAACUACCCAAAGUAAAUUACGAUCUAGUCAACGUUUUGAGUCAUCUCUACCACCUCCAGACGAGGAUGUUACUACUUUACCGGGACCACAAUCACAUUCAGCAUCGAAACGACGCAGAAUGGAAGCAGCCAGCGCGAGUUUGACUAAUCCUAAUGGUUGCAUUUUAAAUGUGACAACAUCGAAGGUGAGCAAUAAAAAAAAAUUCUCUCUCUCAUCCUAUGUGUAGAUUUGUGAAAUAUAAUGCAAACAAUAUGGAGUAAUUUCCUCAUUUUGUAUUAAAAAUCCAGAUUGAUUAAUCUAUCAAAUAUUAUUCAGCAGAUUAAACAAAUGAAUAGUACCAUUUGCAUGCUUUAUUCGGCCUCUCGGGAGUUCUUUUUAUGUGUCGAUAAACAUACUUGAAAAUAGUGUUUUGAAGACAAUAUACACAACAUGUACGCUUACAUCACAAGUAAACCUACCAAACGAAUUAAUGUUCAAUCUUCAUAUUGGGUGUUAAGCUAUAGACCUCAAACUGUACGUGGACUUAAAGUACUAUGGGUUGGAGAUGGAGGAAGUCAUAUUUAAUUCCGCCUAUCUGACUAACGACUGGUGAACUUCACCAGAUAUUAAAUAAUCAUUUUAUGUAUGACAUCAAUAAAUGAUUGGUUUAUGAUCGUUUACAAGGAUGGACAGAUAAAAUUUUUAACAAGGAAGAACGAUGACGAAAGCGAGGGCUUUUUUAAUUUUCUGGCAUAGGAUACAUUAUGAACAAAAUAAGAUCAAUCAGUUUUGCCAACCACUAACUUCACAUAUUUACCGCCAUUAGUAAGGGAAAAUGAAAAUAAGUCAGAGAUAUUCAAUGGAAAUGGGUGUAAAAUGAUCCAAACUCAGAAUAGCCUGUUAUAAGAUAGAUUGAAAUUCGGUCAAUUCAGCGAUAGAAAAAUUAAAAAAAAAGUCAAAUUUCACUAAACAGUUACUACUAGUUAUACCGAUAAAAAGUUUUAAUGGCAAGCGAACAAAGUAGUUCACAAAAUUCAAGCAACUUUUUUCUGGGACGAUGAUGUUAUGAACUUAAUGUAAAGUUCAGUUACCGACCCUCCUGUGUUUAUAAAAAGCAUAAGAUGUGUAUUUUCUUGUAACCGGUUCACUUCCAUGAAUGAUUACCGAUGAUUUGUACUUGGAAGAGCUUGUCCGCAGAAGACUCGCGAAUCAUGUGAUGACAAGGUGAUUGAGGAGCAUAACUUGCGAGGAAAUCUAGGAUUAUUUCCUAACAUUGGAGAUAGGACAAGUGUACUUGUACGAAUGCGGGAAUAUUUUGGAACCAGGGAAAAGAUUGGUGUACCACAAAAUUUGAAAGGAAAGUCUUGACUAAGUAUUAUGUAUAUAUGAACAUCGAUCUAUUUUUUUAGAUGAGAGUUGAAUUAACAAGGUAGGUUAGAGAAUAACUUUCGGUUGCUAGUUUCUUUUGAUAUUUUAGUACUUCCAAUUACCUUAUGAUAUUAUGUUUAUUUUCUUAUACUUAUUGAAUAGAGCUAAAAAUUCUAAUUUGAUAUUUGCUUAUUUUGGUUCAAGUAACCAAAUAGUAUUGUUUCGCUAAAGCUUUUAUUUACAGCUGAGUGUGUAUCUAUUUGUACCAUGAUCAAUUUUCUAUGCACCCCAUGCAUCAUCUGCCUUUGAUAUAUCGUUUUUUUUUCAAAACGUAUCUAGUAUGAUGGUGUGAUCGAAUAUCAAUAACCUUUUUGUGUAUAUCUUUAGUUCUUUUUAGCUCGAGUCUAUCUAUCUAUCUUAUCAGUUGUAUUUUUUCAUCGUUGUUGAUGAUUGUCUUUUGUUUUAUGACGGAAGUAGUGAAACGUAAAAGUACUGUCUAAACCGGAUUAGGUGUUUGGCUUCAAUUGCAAACGGAUCGUUUUACAAAUCAUUACUGUUCUUGUUUAAUCUACAGUAUUGUUCAAAUUUGUUCUUCUUGAUAUUUUUUAAUUACUUCCAACACUGAUUAUUUUAAGAAUUCAAUCCGGUCUAUGAUUCGUAUUCUGGUACUUUUAUAUGGAUCAUCUUGUCCAAAGAUAUUAUCAAGGGUUUCCUCAAUUUGUUUCUUUUUCAUCGUUUUUUUCUCAAACAUUCAUUAUGUAACAUUAUCUUGGUUUGAUCUUGCAAGAUUUAUUGACGCUGAAGAUUUCACGUUCAGGAAUUUAUUUACUCACUUGGUGACUGGAAUAUACUUGUUGCUCAAACGCAAACAGUUGAAUAAAUUUCCCUAAUAUUGUGCGUACCACACUGAUGAUUUGUGUUAUUUCCACAGCAAAUUUACUAAAUAUCAUCAUUUGAAUGCGUAGAUUGUGGAGAUUAGCUCAAUUUAAAUAUGAAUUUCGCCUAAAUAAAUCGACUAUGAUGUUUAGUGAUGUCGGGAGUGGGACAUAUAACGUCGAUCUCAAUGGAUAAUGACUGCUUUAUGUCACGAAUUGACUGGUCUUGGAAAUGCAAGACUUCUGACUAGUCCGAAGACAAAGUACUUACUGUAAGGCCUGAAGGUCCUCGGUUUGAUCUUCCAUAUAUUCUUGGAUAUGCACUUCUGAGCAAUCCUUCAUUAAAAUGAACCAGUUGUUCAACGGUCCUUGGUUUCCAAUGUUCGUCUAUCUUAAGUCAAAUCGUGAUUAAAAGUUCAUCAUCUUCGACAUCAACAGCAAUCUACCAACUUUACCAUUAUUAUAUUACUCAACUGUUAACACUAUGCCCCAAGUUCAAGCGCUGCUGCACUUUGGUUUGGACAACCGGGAAAUAUCAUUUACCCUCACAAUUUAAGUAUGGCUCCUACUGAAGUACUUGGUGAAUUAAUUAAUUAUCAAUGAUUUUUACUUACUGAUUACAUUAUCUUGGUCAUCCCAACUUCAAAAUGUCUGAAUGUAAUGAGGAAGUGCUAUCACCUUGUCCUUGGUUGAAUAAAUUGAUGGCAUUAUGAAUCUACAAUAAUUGUGACAUAUAUUAUGAAAUAUGCCGUCAUCAUAUUUAUUAUCUGACUACACGUACCACCUACAUCGGUUCCCAACAAUUUAUCUAUGAUAUGAUCAAAUAGACAUAUAAAGUGGUCUAUAAAUAGUUCAACUCCCUUAGUGGAAGGGAGAUUUUCAGUUUACCUACUAUUUACGCCCUAACAAUAACAAGGCUCUAAAUCAGUGUUAUUUCUGUCCAAACAUUAUAUCCUAUACCAUUUUAUUCUGUUCUAAGGGUAAUACGACUGAUGAGAUAGUAGUUCAGUACUUAUAGGUCCAGAUUUAACAUGAUUAUACGGAUUGAAUGGCUGAUAAAUAGUGACACCUUGUCGGUGAUUCCGUCAUAAUCAAUGAAUAAAAGAGGACACUAGACAUCACUGAAUACGUAAUAUUUACAUGGCCUUGAAACUAAGCAACAUUAGACAGCUAAUUAAGAGACAAAUAAGAAGAAGGGUCAAUUUCACUUUAUGUUCAUGGUUAGUAUUGGAUGCACAAAGUGAAGUUAAGGUUGCGAUCACUAAGAAGUCACUCAUUGUUUGAGCUGUCGUUAGAUGAACGUGAGAUUAGGGUUGGCUGGUUUCCUUUUGGAAAAAACAUUUCAGAAUACUUUACCUACAUUGAAGUGGAAUCUUCAACAACUGGGUAAAUAAUGCUAAGUUUGAUCUAGUGUUCGUGAUGAAGAUGGCACAUAUAGUGAUAAGACAGGCAGUUGAGACAUCCGUAGCCCACGCACAACUACCGCUUACUUCAUCAUGUAACGAUACUUGGCGUUGGAUUAGUUUGGGGGAACACUAAGAGUACUAAAGACACGCGACAACGGUCUGUAAAGUCAUUAGUUAUUUAACUAAGCUGUUUUAGUGGGUGUAGAGUAUAUGGUUAGUGUCCGCACAAUAAAUGAGAUCAGUGGUUAAAGACGUUGAGUAACCAUCGUUCAAUGUUCGUCAAGAAUGUGUUCGUCUCAUUUCUUCCUGUAGAUUGUAAGUUUCAUCACUAUUUUAUACUGUAUAUUUCACGAGUUCAUUCCUUUUCAUAUCAUAUUCUCUAUGUUUCGUCUUUCUUUCUAUCUAUGAAAUUAUUCAUUUUUACUUUUUUGUUAUGCAUCUAGUAAAUCUCAUCAUUCUGUGUUGAUAUGUAAGAACUUUAAUCGAUGGGUGUUUGUCUCAGGUUCCACUUUUUUAUGACAAAAUAAUUGUGUUCACAAUCGUCACCUUGUUGUUUAACUAUGUCUUCAAUGUCUUUUUAAGUACUUGUACUGAAAGGCUGAUAGUCAAACAUGUAUAGUCUUUCUUUGAUAUUUUCCAGCCUUAAGUUCUAUUGUAGUGUACGUAUUUAUUUUCCUUGAAAUAUAAUUUGAAACAGGCAUCAGUGAACACAGUUGACGAACCACGUGAGUCACAUAAAUCUUCCACACGAAAACGUUCAACUCCUACAACUAUACCAGGAAGUGCACCGAUCACUCCAGAAAGUGCUAUACAAAAUUUACGCUACACAAAUGCUGGUAUAAUUUCCAACACCGUUCCUAGUUUGAAUAGUGUUAAUUCUUCCAGCGGCGGUAAUAGUGGUACUGGUAGUCGUUCAACAGCAAGUCCUGGUGAAAAUAUUUAUCCUGUUAAUUCUUCGCUACGUCAUCAUCAUCACCAAUCUAGACAGUCAAGUCAUCAAAGAGCAUCAUCGGGUAAUUCCACUGAAAGUCGAGAACCAAGCUUAGAAAAUGAACGAAAUUUAAUUGCUUCCAGUUCAGCAGGUCUCGUAAAGAAAGCAAAGAAAGCUCAUCAUCACCAUCAUCAUCAACGUUCGUCAUUAGAUUCAUUGAAUAUGGAGUCCAAUGUUAACAAUAAUAAUAAUAGUCCGGGUUCUGUUACCAUAUAUUCAAUUUCAGAUUCCCAAGGCUCAUCUCGACAUUCACGUAGAUAAAUCUUAAGCACCGAUGAAAAUGACAUUAGUUUUAUUCUAUAAUCUUAUUUUUUCUCUCUUAUUUUUCUUUAACUUCGCUUCUUCUCUCUGUCUCUCUCAUAUACACAAACUCUUAUUACUAAUGAUCACAUAAUCAUCAUGUUCGAUCGCAUUUAGUUCAUAUUUUCCUACGAAUUGCACAGUUAUCGUGAAAAUAUCUAUUGAUUUGUAUCAUAUUCUUUCUUAUCCUUUCUGUCCAUAGUUGAAGUACUUUCUAUUAUGUAGUCUUUUAUAAGCUAAACAUUUAAUCCUUGUACGCACGUUUGUAUGUGUAUAGGUACACGCGCAUAAGAAUAAUCAAGUUUUAUUCCUUAUCCAGUGUAUCUUUCUAUGAUAGACAGUAUUGGCAGCAAUUUGACAUAUAAAAUGAACUGCUUUGUUUGUAUAAAUUA